Messenger RNA from Lineus longissimus, 9571 nucleotides. Its product is annotated as TOG array regulator of axonemal microtubules protein 1-like. The transcript is spliced from 23 exons. Gene Ontology annotation, molecular function: microtubule binding. The record is from RefSeq and is a predicted model, not a curated record. Gene Ontology annotation, biological process: microtubule cytoskeleton organization. Bases 184 to 5730 code for a protein of 1848 amino acids. Gene Ontology annotation, cellular component: cilium; cytoplasmic microtubule. NCBI's taxonomy places the organism in Eukaryota, Metazoa, Nemertea, Pilidiophora, Heteronemertea, Lineidae.
AUCUUGAUCAGUUUUCAGUGAUGACAGUGAUUUCGCGUAGAAAAACCGGUCGAUUUAACUCCAAAUCUGCGUGAAGAUACUCAAAACCAUGAUUUAGAGAGAGGAAAAUGCUAGAGGAAAGUAUUGGGUGGAAAAGGUGGCCAGAGUUUGUGUUGCGUAGGUGGGAAAACAUCAAGUUUGUUGAUGGCUGGAACAGUUGCAAAGUUUCCAGUGUCACGCACGGUGUACAACAACAUUGGUGAACAUGACGCCUCUUACGUGAACCGUGGUACAAACGGUGUCAGGAAUAUGGAAGAGAAUGUUGUGCUAGAUCAGCUGCAAGAUCAGAGUUUCAACAAGAGGGCAGAGAUUCUCGAGAGCCUGCGAGCGCAGGUCAGACGUAGCGGUGGCCAUCUUCCGUACAAUGACAGAUUGUCAAUUUUCAAGGGCUUGUCGCUGGCCCUGUCCGACAACAACUGGGACGUUCGACACAAAUGCGUACAACUUAUUCACGAAUUGAUUCCUCAAUUUGGCUCCGAUUUAGAUCGUUGCAUGGCUGUGAUUUUACCGAAACUGGUGCCUAAUUUUGGUGACAAGAUCACCAUUCGGCGUGCUGUGAUUCAAACUAUGCAUGUGUACAUGAAACACACGUACAACAUGUACAAUGUUUUCCGUGCCAUAAUCCAAUUCGGGAUUGAUAGUGAAGAUCCCAAGGUCCGCAAAGAAGUUACUGUUGCCUUGCCGAUGUUGUUUACACACGAAUUCAGCCAGGUUGACUUCAGUGAUGUUGUCCAAACAUUGGCAAAGAAACUUGUCGAUGCGACGCCUGGAGAAAACAACUUGCAGCAGUCCGCCCUUGUCUCACUACAAAAAAUCCGGGAUCUUGUUGGCGAGGAUAUGUUUGAUGCCUACAUGCAAAAGCUAGCAGCACCUCUUCGGAAAUAUUUUUACAAGCUGACAAACCGAAAUGGACAGAAUGAUCAUCAGAAUUACGUUGAGUCCAGAAAUGUGUCACAGCCUUCGUCUGCAAACAGUACCCCAGCAGUCACACCCAGAAGUUCCAAUCAUCAUGUGCCGUCCAAUAAUGAUUAUAAUGAUGAUUAUGGCUAUGAUUCUAGAUCAUACAAGCCUGCAAGCUAUGCGCCAGAUUUCACCAAUUUAGAAUUUGGUGUUGUUCCUAGUCAUAUUAUGAAUGAGUUGGAGGAUCAAGAAAACUUCCGUAAACGAGCUCAGGCAGUUGAGGAACUAAAAAGCAUAGUUAAAGAUUUGAAAGAUGUAGGGCCCUUAUUGCCGCAUGUUUUGUCAUUUAUUAGUUUCUUGAACAAUCUCUUGGAUGAUUCAAAUUUCAAAAUUACCACAGUGACAUUAGAAAUAUUAGCAUUACUUGUAAGUAAAUUGAACCUGGGAGUCAAGCCACAUCUUCGACAUAUGAUAACUGUUCUUACUAAGCGAAUGGGGGACAAUAAAAUUGUGGUACGUCAGGCGAUUAUGAAAGUUGUCAUGCAGUUGAUGCAAAUACUAUCGCCGAGUCCUGUCCUUACUGUGAUAUGUGAGAACUUGUCUCACCGAAACUCUCGAGUACGACAAGAAGCCGUCAACAUUGUGAUUGCAUCAUUACUGACUUUUCCUAGUGUAGAUUUUGAUUUGGCCGAUUUGUGUAUGACUGUAGCGCCUGCACUUGUUGAUGCAAAGCGGCAAGUCCGUCAAGCAGCGUUGGAAUGUUUCGCCGUUCUUGCACAGGCGAUGGGUGCGGGGAAGCUCGCACCGCUGAUUCAAGCAGUUGAUAGUGUAGAACUUAGUGUUGGUGGCGACGGUGUAAUGGCUGCUGUACAAGCACGACUUGCACGUCGACAACUGCCAAGACUGAAUGCAGAUGGAUUAGUCGAUUAUGCAACACCUACCCCUUCCUCUGCGACGACACGUGGUGCUUCAAAUGUUCCUCAGGGUGCAGACACUGAGUGGAUUCUUCUUGCCUCUGGUGGUACAGGGUCCGCACGUUCGAUGCGGUCUGAGACAAUAGAACUUGAGCAGGUGACCAAUUCUGCUCGGUCGACUCCUGGUGGAUUAUCGCACGAGGCUCCAGGAAAGGGUCCGUCGCCACGAAGAUUUUACAGUGCUGGUCGAGGAGGAAAGUCCAAGUUACCCUGGGAAGAUGAAGAACAGAAAAAGCCCCGAUCCAACACCGUUGAGAAUAAUGCUGGACCAUCGAAUAAUCAGCAUCCUCCACCCGCCAUGCCUGUUCCAUAUUCAACGUGUCACUGGACUGCUCCCCUUGAUGCUCCGCCCAAACCAAGACAAACGUGGGGUGAAGAUAGCCCUAAAGCCAUCCGCCGAGCUUCCAAGAAGCCGACUCCUGCAACCGAGCCACCACCACCGCCCCCUCCACCUGUACAAUCACAAGAUACGGGUUCAACUUCGUACAAGCAGAUCCAUUUGAGCAAAGCCAAGAGGAAUUCUGAUGUGGGAAAGUCGGCCCCAGCUCCGGCCCCGAGAAAAGACAGCCUUCCCAAUGAAAAAUCUGAGGCGUUUAGUAAACAACCUAGUGAUAAAGGUGUUCCCUUGACUCACGCCUCGACACCAGGGAAGAAAAAAGCCAACUACCAAUCGGAAGAUGUGGACAGUGAUGUCCAUGCGAGCUGGAAUUACUACAGUCAGUUGCCGUCCAAGGAGACAUCAAAGCCCAACAAGCCGCCAUUCUUGGAUCCUAUCGGCUCAGAUUGGCUCGCAAAUUCCAACUAUACCGACUUUUGGAACCAAUAUUAUGAAGAUCCUCAGGCGACGGCUGAAUGGCCCGAUGUUGAUGAUAAAAAAGCCAAAGUUACGGAGGAAUCGCCAAUUCCCAUGAAGCCCAAGCUUGCACGUGGUCCGUCCUCAAGGAAAGCCAAGGUUCCGCCCAUCCAGUCUGAAAAGCCUUCCAGUCCGCAAGAUGACGAUAGUGCCUACCCACCUAGUCUUGACAGUAAUAACCAUGAUGAAUUCAACAAUAUCAAGGAUAUGGAGAAUUCGCUCAAGCAGAUAAGGAACAGUGCAUCAAAAAAGCGAGCAGAAAAGUUGAAUCAGAAUUCACGGUCGCCUUCACCGGAUUCCUCUGACACAGGUUUUGGUACUUCAUCAUCUUACAAGAGUACCUCCAGAAAGAAAGAGAAAAAGACGGACAACCCUUUUGAGGCCAAGCCACGGAUUGCCCGUAGUCAAAAACGACUAGAUUCAGACGAAGCACAAUUGGAGUUCAACCCAAUGAGCGGUGUGACCUUCCGGGAAAAUAGGAACUCGGAUGUCCAGAUAAUCGGGAAAGGAUACUCGGACGAAUCGGAACCAAAGUUGAUAACUUCGGAGCCAAAAACGAAUAUUAAAUCAAAGGAGAGACGACGAAUUCAAAAAGGCCCGAUCUUAUCGCCCCUCGGAAUGGCUUCCCAACAUGUCUAUGGACCUCUGGACCUAGAUGACGACAGGAUACCUGAGCCAGAUCAUAUAGGGGUCGUUGGACGAGGUAUGUUCGACACCCAGAACAAUAGUAGCACCAGCGACCUUGGUUUGGGGAAUUUCAAUUCAGGUCCAUACGACCGUUACAAGAAUCGGCGCGACUCGAGUGAACUUCCAAGUGGUGUGUACGGGAAGGGUAUUCAGGAGAAGGAUCUCAUCUUGGAUCGAGCGUCAGACGAAGACUUCGAGGACUCGGAUGACGAUAUCAGUAACAUUUCCAUGUCACAGACUUUGAAGGACAGGAUGGCGUUUAAGAAACAGCAAAAAGAGGAAGAGGCAGAACAGCGGCGAAUAGAACGGGAAAAACGUCAAAGAGAACGCGAGGACAAGCGACGUAAGAUCGAAGAGGAGAGGUUACGAGAACGAGAGGAGCGGAGGCGGAAGAUUGAGGAGCAACGAGAGCGAGAUAGAGAGGAGAAACGGAGGUUAGAGGAGGAGGUGAAGCAGAAGGAACGAGAACGACAGCAGCAGAGAUUGAGACGGUUGAGUCAGCCAGAGAUAAAUAACGAUUCUCUGCUGAUUUCUGGUAACUCACAACCGACAUCGAUGCCUUCGUCAACGAGGAGUGAGCCUGGAAGUGGGAAGCCACCCGCACCCUCACCUACGAAGAGAAGGUCUGGCCCGUUGGUUCCCGGCAGCAGUUUAGCCAGUCCUCAGAGUACGUCAAGACAAAUGUCAAUAGAAUCGGACAAUCCUGAUGAUUGGAAACCGUAUCCAAAGCCUGAAAAUGCUCUCAAUGAUUCUCUGAGGUUCCUGCAGCAGGACGACUGGAAUAUAAAAUGUAACGGUUUAAAUGUGUUGCGACGCCUGAUCAUGUAUCACCCAGAAGUACUCUCAAACCAGUUACACACAGUCAUCCUGGCCCUCAUAGCCGAAGUCAAGAACCUAAGGUCUCAAGUUUCUCGACUAGCUAUAACGACGCUGGGCGAGAUGUUCCUGGCACUCAAGAGGAAUAUGGAUGCAGAUCUUGAUAUGAUAACCAAAGUUCUGCUUGCCAAGAGUGGAGAAAGUAACGGCUUUAUCCGAGAAGAUGUCGACAAGGCUCUGGUGCACAUGGUCGACAGUGCCACCCCACAGAGGGCGCUCCUAGCUAUUGUCGUAGGAGGUGCAUCUCACCGAAAUGUAGCCGUAAGAAAAGUGACUGCCCUGAAUUUGUGUGCCGUGGUUGAGAAGAUGGGACCAGGUCGCAUCCUGAGUGGUAUCAAGGAUGUUACUGACCGGGUCUUGCCAACUGCUGCUCAGUUUGUUACAGAUGGCUCCCCGGAGACGAGGUAUUAUGGCAGAAAGAUUUUCUACAUGCUCAUGACACAUCAAGACUUCGACAAGAUGCUAUCCAAACACAUACCAACUGGAACAUACCGGAGUAUACAGGACAUCAUUGACAGCCUACGAGCAAAGGGACUAGGGGAUAUGCCUAGUGAUACGCCAUCAGCCAGGCCCAGGAGGUCAGGUCAGGGGUCAAGGUCUGGGUCAUUGACGAGACGGAACUCUGCCGGCAGUGGGAAUGACAACUCGCCAAAUUCUGCACCACCCUCAUCAAACAGUAAGCGUCCUCGCGUACGGACAGACGAUCAAACGAUGGAGGAGAUAAAGGCAAUGAUUGCCUUAAUGGCAGCGAACGAUUGGCGGGAACGAGAUAAGGGCAUCGAACAACUUCUUGAAAUGUGUGAAAAUAAUUCUAAUAUUGUUGGUGCAAAUAUCAUAAAGAUUUUUGACAAGUUCAACCCUAGACUACAAGACUCAAACAGCAAAGUGAACCUGAAUGCAUUACAUAUCAUGCUGCAGAUCACACCGUUACUCCGGGACUAUCUGGGCGUCGUCAUCAACAUGACCAUACAGAACGUUGCUCCAAAUCUAUCUUCCAAAAACAAAGAAAUCUACAACACUGCUAUGGAAAUCUUAGACACAUUUAUGGAACACUUAGAUGGAAGUCUGUUACUUCAACCAUUUGCCAACCAAGCUCAAUGUGGGAAUGCCAGAGUCAAGCCAGACAUGAUUGAAAAAGUGGCAUAUUUGGUGACGAAAGUAUACCCGAGGAAACAAAAGCAAGUCAUUUUACACGUCCUUCCGCUGCUCUGGCAUCUGCUUGGCUUGACGACAGCAGGCAGCGGAGCGGGGUCGAGUGGCAAUAUACGGACUGCAACGAACAAACUAGUGAGCAGCCUUUACUUACAAAUGGGACAGGGUCUAAUUGAAACAGCUAGCACGAACACCAAUGUGACUCCAAGGGCACUGCAACUUCUGCAGGAUAUCAUUGACAGCCUAUGAUAGCUGUUAAAAACCGUCCACGGAUAUCAAUUGUGUUUUCACUGUCGCUGCCAGAUUCUAGAUCCAUGAGAAGGACAAGUUUCCAGCAUUGUGUGAAAUGAGCUAUUUGUAUGAGGAGGUGAGUUUUCUGGCUGGAGCUCUAUGAUGGCACGUGUGGUAUGUGUGUGCUCCUGUGAUGAAACCUGGAGGCACCUGCUUUUGUAGCUCAAGGCCUGGCUGGACUCCUUCCUGCUCCAAGAAGUUCUGCAGGCCCAAGUUUCACAAGCUGCAUGUGUGUGUAAAUGCAAGUGUGGCUGCUCUGAUACAACUGCAGCAAGGGAAUGCGAGGACAGUCCUAUGCCAAUGAUGUCAGUUGCUUGACACAGUCAUGACAGUUACACUACUUCGUGUGCUAUUGUGAUGUUAUUCAGUGAGGUAUCCCACCAUAUCAUUCACUGCUGAAUCUACCUUAACAGCCGAGCAUCUGCUCCCAGUGGUACUCCAAUAUAGUUCGAUAAGCAACUGUUUUUUUCGGAACAAAGUUAAGAUAAAACUAAAAGGGAUCAGUGUCUUGGUGUAGAGUGUCUCAUUCUUUCUUCGAAGAAAGUUUAAACCGGUACUGAAGUGCUCUUGUUGAUAGAGUAAAUUAAAAUAGUCUAUGCUUAGGAAGCUGUCAUAGGAUAGGCCUAGGAUGUAGUCUAGGACAAAUAGAUUUGAUAUACCUGUGAAAAUUACUAAUGUGCCAGUCGUACACUGCAACUAUGAGAAGCGCAAGUUCAAAAUGAUAUGCUCAAAGGAUUAUGGGAUUCGUAUGAUAGUUAUGUACUGUAAACCAUCAAAUUUUUGUCAUUAGUGAAAAUUUCUUUAAAAACAUUUUGAUGAUUUUGGUACCGAAUAAUUUUUACAAAUCAAGAUUAUUUACGUCUGCAAAAUAAAGCGUUGGUGAAAAAUUGAUAGAUUACAGUGUGCUAUGCUCAAGAGGGAGAUUCAACAGAUAUCUUGCCACUGCGAGCAAAUUCUGCGGGAAAAGGUGGAGAUGGAUGAUCAAGAUAUUUUGUCUAGUUUUCAAAAACAUUAAAGAAAGGAAGAUAUUCAGAGCUUCAGAUUAGAGACGACAGUACAGGGUGUAUCUGAAUAAAAGAGGGCCACAAUUUAUUUUCAAAAUUUAUUUGAAAACAAGUCGCCCACAGUUAAAGUUAACAGGAUGAUUUACUUCACAAUCAGGACUUGUGGUUGGUUACAUAUGAUUUGUGGGCAGGUUAUUCGAUGAAAGACCUGUUUCUUUUUGAGUUGCCUAUCAAAAGGGAAGUCCAACAGCUACAUUUGUUUUGUCAUUACAUCCGUUGACAAUGUAUACAUGCACACUUCCUGUACAGUAAUAGUCUUUCAGAACAGUGUGUGAUGAUCUUCUGAUAAAUCAUGCAAAUGUUAUUGUAGACUCUACAUAAAGUGUCUAUUCUGGAGGUAUUGGUAUUCUGAAGUGUGUAACUGAAGGUAUCGGUUUUCAUACCAAACACUGUUCAGUUGGAGUUGUCGUCGUCACCUUGGUUUUGGCUGACAUUUUAGCUCUACCCUUGUAGUGUUUAUAGAGAAAACCAAUACCUCUAGUCUAGUAUCAGUUCCUUAAACCACAAUGAAUACUUAGUUAGCUGGAUGGACUCACUCUCUUUCAAGUUUGAAAUCAGUCUUAGUUUUAAAAGGUGUCGAUGUGUUUUCAAAUGUCUGUAAAUAUAAUGUGCUGUACAUGUCGUUUCCAUCCAUUUCGGUGACGAUAUUCUCCAUGACUGAGGUCUCGAGAAUUGUGUCGUGUUAUCGAAGAGUCAGUCUUCUGUACCUGUUGGGAAUGCCUGCACACUUGUAAAUUUCAGACAGUGUCUCCAUUUGAUACUGUUGUAAAUAAAUAAUCAGUAAAGCUAAAGUUAAAUGCUUCAUUUGCUAAUUAUCCGUCCAAAGUUAAAGUGAUGAUCAGUGUGUUUUAUUUUUGUAUAAUGUAUUUUUGUGAAGAUCAAUGCGUGAGAAUUAUGUGUGUGUAUAAAGUUUUAUGGAUAAUUCUAUAUGAUGAUGAUGAUGAUAUUAUUAUUAUUACUGUUGGAAAUAUGUAAUCAUUAUGAAUUGUUGCUAAGUUAUGAAGGCUGUGGUAGUUAAUAUCCCGGCACUUUGAAGUAUUAUUGUUAUUUGCAUGCUAAAUGCAUCAAGGCACUAGUUUUCGUAGGUUAUUAUCAACAAUUUACCCCAAACUUGGAUUGAGCUAGUGUGAACAGUGACAUUUUCGCAAGGCUAAAGGUUUGCCAAAACACCCCAUUGUCUGCAAAGGCUUCUUCAGGCCUGACUUGUCUGAAAAUCCUUUCAACGAGGGACACCCUCUGAACGUGUGGUCUGAGGCUGUGAGCAUAAUAUAAGCAUUGACAUAAAUUCUGUGAACAGAUUUAACUUUUGAAUAUCAAUGAGGUUUGUGGUAAAUUGUCUCUUGUUUCAUUGCUUCUCCAUAUUUGAUGAGCACCUGGCUCUUUGAACUUCGUCUCCUUAAAGUUAGUUGCCCAAGCACUUCAAUAGUUUUAGUCUGUCUGGCUUUCCCUAUGUUUCUUUAUUUAGUCUAGCUUAGGCACAAUGUAAGGUAAGAUAGUACAAUUAUAGCCUCUGUUCGCAUUUAUGUGUAACGUCGGCUGUUUUCUACAAUGCAGGGGCUGCAAUUGUACUGGGGUUAUAAUUGCAUCACUUUACCUUACAUCAGUUUAUUUCUAUUUAUUCUAUUGGUCUGAUCUUGGGUCUGGUGACUUAAGUGUUUUGAACUAAGAAAAGCGGAACUGUCUUUAGUGUUCUUUUGAUUUGACCUAUUCACAACUGCUCUGUAUAGAGCAUGUUUAAAAAAAAAGUGAGUUGGUGUAGAUUCCCAAAUCUUUCUUAAUUUGUUGAUAUGACCAUCAAGAAUCACAGUGUAGUGGGAAGCUCUUGCAUAAUUUUGUUUGGCCAGAUAUCAAUUGUGUGUGCCUCGCCAAUGAUAUGUGCUAUUGCAAAUCUUAUCCGAGCCAGUGUGUUGUUGUCAAACUGAUCGUUUUACAAGUUUGCAGAUUAUUUUAGUUUGGUCGACACAGUGAUUAUUUCCUAACUGAUAGUCGCAGACAGUGUGCAAAACUUAACUCUAAUUUGGGCAGUGUCAGUGAAAUUGCCUGUCAAUGAAUCUGAAGACCACUUGUUUGAUUGAUUAAUUUAUAGGGAAGAACUCCCUGCAUUGGUCUGGAAUUAAGAAGUGCAGUGUGAAGUUAUUUUUGUACUUGUAUAUGCCAAGGGUUUUCACCCAGGUUUCACGAUGCAUUAUAAUCCUACCACCGAGAUCUGCAAGCGAUACCUGUUGGUAUCCUACCGUCCAGGCCGCGUCUCUUCCACAGGUCAGACAGAUAUACGCUUCUAGUGUACUUUAAUAACAAUCAGCGAAUUAUCAUUGAACCGUCCAGACUUAUGAAUAAGGGGAUGUGAAUUCUGUCAAGGAUUGCUAACUUAAGAAUUGAAGCCAAACCGGAGGCAUUGGAUCAACCAAUUUUUUCUCGAGUGUGUAUUGCUGUGGUCAAGUGCAAAUGAAUCCAAAUUAUAGUCAGGCAUGCUAUGCUCGUCACCGGCACGUGCAUGCCCUGCACGUAGCCCAUUGCGAAAGGGUUGAGAUAACAUUAUGACGUAGAUGUUCUUUUGGCAUCAGUGUUCCUAGCUGCUGGCCACUGGUCAUUGUGGGUAGGUCUUUCUAUCUUCUUGGAGAAUUUAUUAUCUCUAAAGUGAUGUGUACAAAGACAAGUUGUGAGACGGUUCAUUCAUGCAGGUUUUCACUUUGUAGUGUGUGGUGGACCUGACUUUCUUCUUAACACUGAAUAAA